Molecule: messenger RNA, 804 nt
Organism: Kwoniella botswanensis
Lineage: Eukaryota; Fungi; Basidiomycota; Tremellomycetes; Tremellales; Cryptococcaceae
Exons: 1
Coding region: 1-804 (267 amino acids)
Source: RefSeq, a predicted model, not a curated record
AUGUCAUUCAACAUCGCCACCAAAUUACCUUCCAACCUCACCCAAUCCCUUAAAUCCCUUCCACUUAAAUCACUAGGCAUAUCCACUCUUUCCACUCGACCCUAUCCUCAAUCAUAUUGGACAAGGACGAAAGACGGGCUCACCUCCAUUAAGAAGGUCCGAGAUGUCUUAACUGAGGAAGAAUACUUAUUGGUCUGUUCAACAGAUAGAAAAGGGUUUUUCAAGAUGUCAGACACCGAUCAUUUGUCCGUUAUACCCACAAAUGGACCAAUCAAUGAACGUUCAUCCAGGAAGAGUAUCACCACAAAGGUCGAUAAAGCCAAUUGUAUUUCACUUUCGAAUGAUGAGGUAUUUAGGAUUAAUGAUAGACCCUUGGUCACUCAGGAGGGUACCUACUAUUGUGCCAAGCCUCUAUCGUUCAACAAAACUACUAGUAUCGAGGCUCAGGGACAACAGAGAUCAUGUAUCAUUGAUUCGCUGAAGAGUAAAGGAUUAGGUAUAGGUGAUUGUCUAGGGUUGAAUAUCCUUAUUCGUGAUCAUCAAGAUCUCUUAGACGGGAAUACCGAACUGAAUGGUGAAGGCGGGAAACAAGUGGAAUUCCGAUCUUUGUACUCUUUGUUACCUUCACACGGACACGGAUCAACUGAUACUCAAUUGACUCCGAGCUCGGCUUUCGUGGAUGACGAGAUAAACCAUGUAUCAUGGUAUGAUCCUACACUUAUCAGAAAACUUCCUGAGGAUUCGGAAAUGUAUACGGUAGGUGCCAUUUCGAUGGAUGAAGUACUAGGUAAUCUCGAUAAGUAG